AUGGACGCGAGCUCCCUCUUCAGCAUCAAGGGCAAGAUUGCGCUCGUCACGGGCGGCGGGCGCGGCGUGGGCGAGAUGAUCGCGGCCGGCUUCGUGGCCAACGGAGCGAAAGUGUACAUCUCCUCCCGUGACGCGGCGGCAUGCGAGGCCACCGCGGCGGCGCUCACUGCCCAGGGGCCGGGGUCAUGCGUCGCCAUUCCCGGCGAUCUGAGCAAGUACGACGACUGUAUCGCGCUCGCCAAGGAGAUCGAGUCGCGCGAGGGCAAACUCGACAUCCUCGUCAACAACUCCGGCGCGACAUGGGGCGCCAGUCUGGAAGAGUACCCCGACGCAGCGUGGAACAAGCUCCUCACGCUCAACGUGCAACGCGUGUUCACGCUCACGCAGGCGCUGCUGCCGGCACUGGAGAAGGGCGCGGCGGCGAGCGGCUCGCCGUCGCGGGUGAUCAACGUCGGAUCAGUCAACGGAAUCGACGUGCCCGUGCUCCCCACAUUCGCGUACUCUGCCUCCAAGGCCGCGCUGCACCACCUCACGCGCCACCUCGCCGGCCACGUCGGCAAGAGCAUCACCGUCAACGCCCUCGCGCUCGGCCCGUUCCGCUCCAAGAUGAUGAAGGCCACCCUCGACGCCUUUGAGGACGCGCUCGCCCAGUCGCUGCCCAUGAAGCGCAUUGGCCGCCCCGAGGACGUCGCCGCGGCCGCCAUCUGGCUCUCUGGCCCCGGCGGAGAGUGGGUCACGGGCACGAUUGUGCCGGUUGAUGGGGGCGCGACCGUUUACGGAGAGGCCAAGUUGUAG
Messenger RNA from Vanrija pseudolonga, 795 nucleotides. RefSeq names its product Rhamnolipids biosynthesis 3-oxoacyl-[acyl-carrier-protein] reductase. The transcript is spliced from 5 exons. Lineage: Eukaryota; Fungi; Basidiomycota; Tremellomycetes; Trichosporonales; Trichosporonaceae. The record is from RefSeq and is a predicted model, not a curated record. Bases 1 to 795 code for a protein of 264 amino acids. Gene Ontology annotation, molecular function: oxidoreductase activity.